AUCUGAUUCAUAAUUUCAUAAGUUAUUUCUAUUCUAGUUAACCAUUUUAUUUGUACAUAUUAUGUAGGUUUAUUUUUAUGUAAAACUGGGUUGAUGAGGGACACAGACACUUUGUUAUAGUGAUUAAGUUCACUUUUGUGCCCCUGCCAAUCAGCUCAGUCUUGUUUUCAUUUUCUGUAUAAUUGUUUUUUUUUUGUUUGGCAAUAAAAGAAUAAGAAUAAGAUUACUGUAUAAUAUACUGUAUAAUAUCAUUUUAUUUUGUGACUGCAGGCAAAAUCAGCACCGUCGUCUACUUCACCACCAUCUCACCAGGAGUCAGAGUUUGUCUUUCCAUCCCCCAGCUCUAGGAAUAAGGCAAAGUCAGCAACACCACCACCAUCUCACCAGGAUUCAGAGUUCUUGUCUCCAUCUCGCGGCUCUAGGAAUAAGGCAAAGUCAGCAACGCCGCCACCCUCACUACGAUCUCACCAGGAUUCAGAGUUCUUGUCUCCAUCUCGCGGCUCUAGAAAUAAGGCAAAGUCAACAACACUGCCACACUUACCACCAUCUGACCAGGAGUCAGUGUUUUUGUCGCCAUCCCCUGGCUCUAGAAAUAAGGCGAAGUCAGCAACAAUACCAAACUUACCACCAUCUGACCAGGAUUCAGAGUUCUUGUCGCCAUCCCCUGACUCUAAAAAUAAGGCAAAGUCAGAAACACCGCCACACUCACCACCAUCUGACCAGGAUUCAGAGUUCUUGUCACCAUCCACUGGCUCUAGAAUUAAUGCGAAUUCAGCAACAAUGCCACACUUACCACCAUCUGACCAGGAGUCAGAAUUCUUGUCUCAAUCCCCCAGCUCUAGAAAUAAGGCAAAGUCAGCAACAACACCACCCUCACCACCAUCUGACCAGGAAUCAGAAUUCUUGUCUCCAUCCCCCGGCUCAAGAAAUAAGGCAAAGUCAGUAACAACACCACCCUCACCACCAUCUGACCAGGAAUCAGAAUUCUUGUCUCCAUCUCCCGGCUUUAGAAAUAAGGCAAAGUCAGCAACAAUACCACCCUCACCACCAUCUGACCAGGAAUCAGAGUUUCUGCCUCCAUUCCCUGGCUCUAGGAGUGAGCAACAAGAAACAUGUGUGAAGCUAGCCAAAUCAGCAGUUCCACCAAUCUCACCACCCUCUCAUCAAGAGAUAUCAUCAUCGAAAGGUUUGGAAUUUCAGCUACCAUCCCCAGCCACUUCCAUGUAUAAAAUGAGAAACAUGAAGAGGGUAAAGUCACCACCAACACCAUCAUCACCACCAUCGUCAUGUUCUGGAAAAAAACAAAGCCGCCGACCCAAGCCUUGCCCGUUCCCAGAGUGCAGUAGUGUUGUGCAGCAAUUGGCCCGACACCUAAGAUUUGCACAUAAAUUAAAACAAAAAGAAGCAUUGCUACUUAGUGACCGGGCCAAUGUUAAAUGCACUGGGGAAUUUGGAAUGCGGAAGUGCCCUGUCCUUGGUUGUGGGAAAAAUCGAUCUAGAGUCGACCGACAUUUACAAAACGAGCAUCAACUCAAGAUAAACAGUAAAGAAUACAAACAACUUAUGGCUAAAUGCAAGGCAAGUUAUGAAAAAAAGAGGAGAAAGAACCAAGAAGAAUCGGCAGAAGGGAAGGACUGCCAGUAUAUCGAACCCAUGCUUAGCCUCUUCAAGAAGCACUUGAUGUCUUUAAAUGGGGGCAUGGUGAAUGAGACAAAUGCAGACCAAUGUGUGUCACGUUUGCGUAAGAUAUGUGAAAUGGUCGGAGGCGUCAGCGGCCUGAAAAACCUUAGCAUUAUGAGAAAGUGGUUUUCUUCCUUUCAGGAUCAGACAACUAAAGGUGGUAAAAUUUUAACACCGAAUACGGUAUUAAUUUACGUAGGAACUUAUCGUAAUUUUAUGAAGUUUGCUUUCCUUUCAAAGCUUUUCCCUUUCAAGGCUACUGCCGAUGCCCUCUAUAAGGAAACCUUCAAGUGGCAGGCUUUCCUCAAUCCGCUUAAGAUGGCUCGGGAUGCCGAGGUAAUUGCCACUAGUAUGCGGAAUACACUCCAACACUCAGAGUUUCUAAAGCUAUCAGGCAAUUACCCAGUAAAGAAUCAAGCUUUGGAACUUCUAAACAGGUGCGAAAUGGAGAACAUCGACUGCGAUGAUAAGGGUUUCUUUACUGUACGAGAUUACAUUAUGAUGUUGCUCGUUGCAAAGUCUGGACAACGCAGUGGAUGUAUCCGCAGUUUGACCUGCUCAGAUAUUUUAAAUUCUAAAGAAUCUGAAGGUCGGCAGAUAAUUUUAGCAUCAAGAUAUAAGACUGCUUCGUCUGGUCAUGCUGCUAAGAUUGUGCUGGACAAAUCAGAUUUUAAGGUAGUGCAGAAAUACAUCCAGCACAUUCGGCCAUCUGUUGCAGGUGAGAUAGAGUAUGCCUUCACGGACAAGAAUGGCAAGCAGCUAAAUUCCGCCUGCUUUGACAAACGACUGAAAAUUGUGUGGGCAAAUGCUGGCAACAAAUCAAAAUUCAGCUGCUCGCAGUUGCGAAAAUCCUUCUUUGGAAGUCCUGUUAGGUCGCAAAAUUUGAAACUGGGAGUGCCUGUGACUCCAGGAGACAACAACUCAUCGUCAUCAUUACAACGAUUGACACAUUCGUCAGCAUCACCAGCAUCACCAGCACCACCACCACCACCAUCAUUACCACCACCAUUACCACCACCACCACAAUCACCACUACCGCAGUCACCACCAUUGGUAAAGCAGACUGCACCUUCUAUGCAGUCCAGUUCAUCAGCAAUCCGAUCUCGCAUGGCAUUUUCACUUAACCAGGAUUUAAAUAUCAUAAGGGCUUUCUCCCAUCACAUACAUUCCUCUGGGCCUUUUAAGAUGUGUUCUGUGCGACAGGUUUUGGCAGAAGAUGCAUCUUUAUGUAAAAGCCUGGAGGGGUUUCAGGAAGGAGAUGGCCCGAAACUUAACAAAAAGAUCUACGAUCGGGUGAGGGUUUUGAGGAAGAGAGCUCAUAAAAAAUCAACACAGCGACCGACACCAUCAUUGUUACUACCACCACCACCACAAUCACCACCAUUGGCAAAUGUAGAUUAAGGUCCUUUCAAAAUAUUAACAUAAGUACAGUAGCUGAAUGAGCACUGUCAUUAAAUAAGUAAUGCACUCAAAAAUAUCAAUAAGUGACUCCAUGUUAAUUUGGGUUUUUUUAUACAGUGUACUAUUUAAUAUAACAAUAGCAUUAUAUAAUAUUAUUAAUAUUUAUUAAUACAUUAUUAUUAUUGUUAAGUCUGAAAAAUAUAUAGCUAAUAAUGUUUUUUAAAUGAUUUUAAAGAAUAAAUGUAACUUGUAAACAUAAUCAUUUCAUAGCUGAUGGAGUUUGUUGAAAUUACAAAUAGUAAAUUCAAUUUUCUGACAGCCGAUUUUGGCUAAGAGAUUUCCCAACAGUGAUUCCUGUAGAGUGUGUCUUCCACUGCUCUAGUAAACCUUUUACUUUUGCAUCACAAAUGCAAAUACCUGAAAAUGUUCAAAAUUCUGGUUCUCAUUUUGGGUGCUUGUGCAAAAUUAGAAAUUGUGAAAAAUGGUAGGUUUUGCCAGAGCCGGUCACAUAUAGCCUGGGUUUCCUGCAAUCUAUACAGUCUAUUGCUGUGUUUCCACAAAAACAUUACAUUGUUGCAGUUGUCCCGACAAAAUGCUGAGCAGGUGAUUUGUUGAAAAUUUGUUACCGAACCAGAACAGUUGUUUGGCCUGUUAAUUUGCAUGGUAACCCAAAUUGUACUUGUGAAAUAUGUCAUUCACAUUAAUUUUUGUUGCUGUAGAACAGGGGUGGGAAUAAAAAUGAGUCGGAGGACCAAACUGAAUUUUAAAAUAGCAAGCAAACAUAAGGUGCAAGUUUAAAAUUUCCAAUUUUCUUGAAAAAAACCUUAAUACACUGCUUUUAGACCGUUCUAUGCUAACUUUUAAUGUUGCUUUUUACUGAUGUUCGGCGUCAGGCCAUAAAAACAUGUGUUUUUUUAGUUCUUUUAUAGACUGCUUACUCUGCAUAAAGGUAAAGUAGUAGAUAGUAUCUAUUACUUACUUUGUUAUCUUGAUCAUAAUUAUUUGUCCAUAUGACAAAUUUGCGAUCUUCUGACAAAAGUAUUGCAGAUUAGUAUAAAAAUCUAGUAGACAUAUCCAAUCCAUAUCCAAUUUAUAUUAAAAUCCUUCAUAGUCAAAAAAUUCAAAUCUUCACUAGUACUUCUAAUCUGUUGGAUUGGAUAUACAUUUUUUUCAUAAUAGCAAGACAAUUUUUUUGCAGUUACUAUGUAUUGAAAUAUAAUCUAUUAUCCACUGUAAGAAAGUAUGUGAUAUUUCGACCUGUUCAGAUGCUCAGAACUUUGAAGAAGUUAUAGGCAUUUGUGUAGUCCAUGCAUCUAGCUCAUCUAGCACUGCUGGAAUUGUAAUGACCAAUCCGAUUUCAUCAUGGUGCAUAAGUACGUCAAGCAUUUGGCUGAAAAAAGUGUGUCGUAGUGAGUUUAUGAUAGAGCUAUCCAAAAUCUAUAAAUUUUUGGUAUGUGAUAUUUUGUUCUUGUUUGUUUUCUUUUCCUUUCUCCUUUGAAUAUAAUAGUAUAUUGUAGAUUUAUGUUUCUUUUUAAAUAAUAGUAGUAAUUAAAUAAGUAAUUAGAUAUGGUUAAUAAUUUCCCACAAAACAAUAACGUAAAUGGACGUAAACAUGCAAGUUUGUGGACGUGUGUUUGUUGGCCAAGCGCAUAUUAGCUUUACACUUCUGAUUGGUCAGUUUGCUAUGUUUUAUUGACACACUAGAACAGGUCCAUUGUAUAGUAAGGAAAAAUGUAACAUUUUUAGGGGUCGUUCAACAUUAUCAGCAUUUUCACAACUGUACAAACAGUACGAGGGGGGUGGGGGAGGGGUAGACAAAUUUGUAUACUCUUACAUAUGCAUAAAAAUGUUGAUUCAAAAUAACAUGCAAUAUGUAAUAUAAUGGUAAAAUUAUAAUGUAACCAUAGAUAUAAUAUUCAUUUUUAAGCAACCAAUUGCAUUAGUUGACUUAAAAAGAAUGGAGAAUGGUUUUGCAAAAUCAACAAUUUUUUUGUACACUUUCAGAGGGGAGGGAAGGGGUACCGAAAAAGAGUACUGUUUGUACACUUGUGAAAAUGUCGAUAAUUGUGAACAACCCCUUAAUUAACAUUCUCUAGAUGCAAUAUGUAAUUUGAAGUAAUACUCAAUAGAGCUUGUUUGGAUGUGAGUGAAGACUGGUUUCCAUAAAAAUCGCUACCCGCUAUUGCCUAUUCUUUUGGCGACGCUGAUUGGUCAUAGUUGAACCAGGGAGCGUUCCUAAUGUGUCGGGUACAGCUACGUAGUUCAAGGAUUGCAGGAGCUAUAGCAGCUGUGUAGCAAUUCAAUGGAAGCCAGGUUUGACUGUCGAUGUGGAUGUCUGAAAAGUAUUGUGGUAGCUAGUUUAGAGAGUGCUGUAUGCAAUUAUGUAAAAAACAAAUCCUGCAAAUAUGGUGCUAGAUAACUUUGUGAAAUACAAUGUAUAAAUUAUGUAUACUAAUGGUUCCCAAGCUGCCGCAGAAAAAUAAUUGGGGGUCUGCCAAGUCAAAAUGAUCUCCAGAGCGUUCACGAAAACUUUCGUGGCACACCAGAUUUUAAAUCAAUUUUUUCUUGUUUUACAACAGCGUGAUAAACAUCUUAUUGCUAAUCAUUGGGAGCCUUAUCAACAAUGAAAUAGUUUUAAUGUAUGUUUGUGGCGAAUAAUCUUCAACUAAUUGUCAUUGUAUUGGAAUAUUUUCAAGAAUUGUGAAAGAAAUGUGUGUAAUAUGUAUAAACAUAUUGAUGAAUAGGUUGACAGGGUUUUAAAGGUUUUUAAACUACACUUUACUCCAAAGUUAGUUUGAGUGUGAGAAGGCAAUGUUCUUAAGAGAAAGAUUUAUUAUAUUUUGUGACUUAAAAUUUUAUAUCAAAAUAAUAAUAAUUUUCUUUCAAAAUAAAGAUUUAUUUUCUUUAAACAAUAGA
Molecule: messenger RNA, 5997 nt
Organism: Anneissia japonica
Lineage: Eukaryota; Metazoa; Echinodermata; Crinoidea; Comatulida; Comatulidae
Exons: 5
Coding region: 781-3081 (766 amino acids)
Biological process (GO): DNA recombination; DNA integration; regulation of transcription by RNA polymerase II
Cellular component (GO): chromatin
Molecular function (GO): DNA-binding transcription factor activity, RNA polymerase II-specific; RNA polymerase II cis-regulatory region sequence-specific DNA binding
Source: RefSeq, a predicted model, not a curated record